Sitodiplosis mosellana (orange wheat blossom midge) is the source of this 881-nucleotide messenger RNA. Its product is annotated as zinc finger protein ZFP2-like. Gene Ontology annotation, molecular function: DNA-binding transcription factor activity, RNA polymerase II-specific; zinc ion binding; RNA polymerase II cis-regulatory region sequence-specific DNA binding. Gene Ontology annotation, biological process: regulation of transcription by RNA polymerase II. Gene Ontology annotation, cellular component: nucleus. Lineage: Eukaryota; Metazoa; Arthropoda; Insecta; Diptera; Cecidomyiidae. The record is from RefSeq and is a predicted model, not a curated record.
UACCCAAUGAACAAAGCAAAAAAGCCAAGAAAAAAACCAAUACAAAGAAAACCAGUGCAAGCGAAUUCAAUCAUGUUUGUGAUAUUUGUUCGAAGAAAUUUUUCAAGAAACACCGAUACGACGCUCACAUGCGAACACAUUUAGGUUUGAAGCAGUGGAAGUGUGACCAUUGCGAUAGAGCAUACGACAAAUACACGUCGCUGACGCUGCACAUAUCGGCGAAACAUUCCGAAGGAGAACAACCAAUAUUCAAGUGUGAAGUUGAUGGUUGCGACAAGUCAUAUUCGAUGAAGGAAUCUCUUCGAGUACACAUUUCCAAAGUGCAUCAUGGCAAAAAGUCAGCUUUUACGACUAGAAUCUGCGAACAAUGUGGCAAAUCAUUCAAUAGCAAUGCUGGCCUCAUCCGGCAUUCUUAUACUCACUCGAAAGACACUCCGUUCAAAUGUGAGAUUUGCUCAAAAAUGUUUGCCACAAAAUACAAACUGAAGGAGCACACAAUGCGCCAUGAUGGGAUCAAGAAUUUUGUUUGUCCAACGUGUGGCCUGCGCAAAACAACCGGACACGAGCUUCGAGUCCACAUGAAAUACCAUAAUGAAGAUGUUCAGUUCCCGUGCAAUCUUUGUUCAUUGGUAUUCACCCGUCAGGCGAAUAUGAAGCGACACAUGAAAGUGGUUCAUCUUGGUGUCAAGGCAUUCCCAUGCCCACAUUGCGAUCGAUCCUUUGGUAAAUCGGAAACGCUAAAACAUCAUGUCAUGACCCACACUGGUGAACGACCGCUCUCUUGCUCCAUUUGCUCUAAAAGAUUCAUUCAACCCAUUGCACUAAAAGUGCAUAUGAAAACACACACCAAAUCGAAAUAAAGAACGUUUCAAAGUGUAAAA